AUGAUGGUUUUGUGGCCAGCAGCCUUCAAGGACGGGGAUGUGCGGAUUUUCCUGAAGGAGUUCGAGGAUGUGGCGGAGCUGGCCGGAAUACCGACGGAUCGCGGCAAAUUGACGGCCCUCCGAGCUCUCCUCAAGGGUCGUGCGCGGGUAGUGUUGGACGCGGCACGAAGAGGCCCGGAGAAAAUGGUGCGAGCCGCCGUGAAGGACGCCCUGAUCGCGGGCGUUGACACCCCAGCCGACCGCCAGGUGGCACUCUGUCGCUUCAAGACGGUGCAGCUCGGAGUUGGUGUGGACCCACUUUCGCAUGCCGUGGCCCUGCGUGGGCCACUGGAUCGCGCACUACCGACACGGGAUGAGAAUGCUUGA
Messenger RNA from Echinostoma caproni, 366 nucleotides. Lineage: Eukaryota; Metazoa; Platyhelminthes; Trematoda; Plagiorchiida; Echinostomatidae. The record is from the annotation of a GenBank genome assembly.